AUGUCUCGUCCCGGUGAUUUUGAUCAUCUCAUAGGGACCUAUGUCGUCCUGAAUCUGCCUUCCACAUCACAGCCCCAGAGCUUCAUGCUUGACACAAAGCUUUCUGAAGACUAUCAAACCAGUACUCAACAGGAGUAUGAUGAAGAGUUUGGCUUCCCUUACGCGGUGAUCAAGUUCACCUGCCACAACGUUGCAAAGCCUGCUGAGCAAGGCUUCUUGCGCCUUUACGCACAGAUACCAAUAGACGGUACCCUCAGAUCCAAACCCGAAAUACGGGGCAAGCAAGCCAGGGAAUCAAGCUCCCAUGCCGAGCCUCAGGCACUCACUGAGCUGCACGAGGCCAAUUGUACUGUUGUGCCAAAGCUACUUGGCGUGGGUCACUCCAAGCAAAGCCUCGAGGAUUACGUUCCCGGUGGAUAUAUGGAAUGGGUUGCGUGGGCACGGGUACCUGGCGAGCCCUUGCGUAUGAUUCCUUACUGGAACCGAUCAUAUGAAUAUCGACAGGAAGUUCGCGAAGCGUUCCGGAAUAUCUACGGGGAGUUGAUGAGGGGCGGCUGGCAGCCAUGGAUAGCCUCUCUAGAAAAUCUCAUCUACGAUGACGUCGGAAAAACGAUGUAUGUGGCUGGGUUCCGUGGUGCUGGACCAGCCAAACGGAUACCAUGGUCGGACGUGGUAUAUUCCGAGUGGGGGCUAGCGAAGCCAUCAUAUCGACACGACUGGUAUGCCAACACCACAGAUUGGACUUGGUAG
Messenger RNA from Penicillium olsonii, 750 nucleotides. The record is from the annotation of a GenBank genome assembly. Lineage: Eukaryota; Fungi; Ascomycota; Eurotiomycetes; Eurotiales; Aspergillaceae.